Chenopodium quinoa (quinoa) is the source of this 1109-nucleotide messenger RNA. RefSeq names its product ubiquitin-conjugating enzyme E2-17 kDa-like. The transcript is spliced from 4 exons. Gene Ontology annotation, cellular component: nucleus. Bases 197 to 643 code for a protein of 148 amino acids. The record is from RefSeq and is a predicted model, not a curated record. Lineage: Eukaryota; Viridiplantae; Streptophyta; Magnoliopsida; Caryophyllales; Amaranthaceae. Gene Ontology annotation, molecular function: ubiquitin conjugating enzyme activity. Gene Ontology annotation, biological process: protein polyubiquitination.
CUUUCUUUUUCUGGAAUUUGUUCUAUGCCCACUUUCAGUUGUGUAAACAGAAGCUGUGACACUUUUCCUUACAUCAUCUCCAUUACCACAUUUCUCUUAUAAACUUCAAAUGCAUUGAAUUAUUAUUAUUAUUAUUAUUAUUAUUAGAGUCUUGAAUUAUUAUUAUUUUGCAGUUUUUUGUGUUAGAAAACUCGAAAUGGCAUCUAGAAGAAUUGUAAAGGAGCUCAAGGAACUGGAAAGAGAUCCACCUAGUUCUUGCAGUGCAGGUCCAAUUGCACAAGAUAUGUUCCAUUGGCAAGCAACAAUUUAUGGUCCAAACGAGAGUCCUUAUGCAGGAGGUGUUUUCCUCGUGAACAUCCAUUUUCCACCCGAUUAUCCCUUCAAGCCUCCUAAGGUAGCCUUUAAGACGAAGGUAUUCCAUCCAAAUAUUAAUAGCAAUGGGAGUAUUUGCCUUGAUAUACUAAAGGAGCAAUGGAGCCCUGCACUCACCAUAUCCAAGGUUCUGCUGUCAAUAUGUUCUCUGCUGACGGAUCCAAAUCCAGAUGAUCCAUUGGUUCCAGAGUUUGCUCACUUGUACAAGACUGAUCGAACUGCAUACGAAACCAUGGCUCAUAGCUGGACUCAGAAGUAUGCAAUGGUCUGAGCCUUGUUUAGCCUUGACAUUAGUUUAACAGAUUAUUUUCUCUAAUAAACCUGAGUAAAUAAUGUCAAGGCUAAAAAAAUUAUUCCGAAAUUUAUAUUUUCUGAAAUCUAAAACUAAUUAUGAAUUUGUAACUCAUUUGGAGUAUACAAUUACUGGAGGCACCACACAAACCAUUCAGCCAAACGUGUAUCAAUAAAAUUGUUUUGUUAGGAUAAUUGGUAUCUACGUGCCCAAUUGUCAGACAAAGAUACUUUAAAUUAGGUGAAAUGAAGAGCUCAAAUAGCAUAACUUAUCAAUAGUAUGUAUUAUUUAGGCUACAAAAAAUGUGAAGCGUUUUUUAAUUUGAUAUCCUUAUUCGCUAUGAAAGUUCAUAAUCUUUAGCCUUGAGUAUUGUUGAGAAGUUUAAGCUUUUUCAUUGUCCUAGUGAUGUCCUUGAAACAAAUAAAGUGGAAUGUUUGUUCAAUCA